Molecule: messenger RNA, 2283 nt
Organism: Cordyceps fumosorosea ARSEF 2679
Lineage: Eukaryota; Fungi; Ascomycota; Sordariomycetes; Hypocreales; Cordycipitaceae
Product: glucan endo-1,3-beta-glucosidase
Exons: 2
Coding region: 1-2283 (760 amino acids)
Source: RefSeq, a predicted model, not a curated record
AUGAUCAAGAUAUCUACCCUCCUGGCCUGCUCGGCCUCCCUGCUGGCCUCCUUGGCUGCUGCUCUUCCUGCUGCUGGAGAGUCUGCCUCCCUCGAGGAGAGUCAAUCCGCCUCGUCCUGGUUCCUGCCCAACCUCGAUCAUACCUCGGGUCCGGUCCGAGGCUACGUGCCCAACCUGCCGACCUACGACUAUCCUGUCUACAAGGCUGUCAAGUCUGGCGACUCUCAGGGUCUCGCCAAUGCCAUUACUGCCGACGGCCCCAGCGGUAACCGCAACAACUGCUGGCUCGCGGGCCAGCCUCGUGUCAUCUACCUCGCUCCGGGCACAUACACGCUCUCGUCUACUCUCUACAUGUACACCGACACCGUCAUCAUCGGCGACGCCUCCAACCCGCCCGUCAUCAAGGCCGCCUCUGGCUUCAACGGCGACUACCUCAUCGUCGGCGGCCAGGGCGAUGGCCCUGACCGUCCCUGCGGUGGUUUCGGCGGAGAGACGCACUUCUCCAUCAUGAUCAAGAACGUCGUCCUCGACACCACGUCCAACGCCGGCAAGAACAGCUUCACCGCGCUCAGCUGGGCCGUCGCACAGAACUGCGCCCUGGUCAACGUCAAGAUCAACAUGCCCCAGGGCGUCCACACGGGCAUGAUCAUGGGCCCCGGGUCGACCAUCUCCGCCUCGGACGUCUCCUUCACCUACGGCAACGUCGGCCUGCACUGGUCCGGCCACCAGCAGGGCCAGCUCAAGGGCAUGCGCUUCGACAAGUGCACCACGGGCAUCCUGAUCGACGGUGGCAACACCAUCAGCGUCCUCGCCCCGUCCUGCAGCACCGUCGGCAACUGUAUCGUCCUCAACUCGGGCAACCCCUGGGUCGCCGUCAUCGACGGCCAGAACACCAACUCGGGCGACUUCUUCACCAGCAGGGUCCAGUACCCCAACUUCAUGCUCGAGAACAUCUCCAACGACAACGGCAACAUCAACCUCGUCACCGUCAGCGGUACCGUCAAGGUCGGCGGCAAGAGCAGUCUCGGCACCUACAUCUACGGAAACACCCGCGGCGCCAACCCCAUCUACCAGAGCAACCCGACGGAGAGGGCGCCCAAUAGGCCCGCCGCGCUGGCCCCCCGCGGCAGGUACCCGUCCCUCAGCGCGCCCCAGUACGCCGACAAGAAGAUCUCCGACGUCGUCAACCUCAAGGACGUCAACCAGAACGGCGGCUUCAACCUACACGGCGACGGCAGCGUCGACGACACCAAGGCCCUGCAGGGCGCCCUCGACACGGCCGCCAGCAAUGGCAAGAUCGCCUACCUCCCCUUUGGCAUCUACAAGGUGACAUCGACCAUCACCAUCCCGCCCGGCACCGAGCUGUACGGCGAGGCCUGGUCGACCAUCUCCGGCUCCGGGAGCGCCUUCGCCUCCGAGUCCAACCCGACCCCCGUCGUGCAGAUCGGCAGCACGCCCGGCCAGCGCGGCACCGCCCGCGUGCAGGACGUCCGCCUCACCGUCCACGAGGCCCUCGCCGGCGCCAUCCUCCUGCGCGUCAACAUGGCCGGCAACAGCCCCGGCGACGUCGCCAUCUUCAACUCCCUCAACACCAUCGGCGGCACCCGCGACACCAACGUCGACUGCAGCAGCGAGGCCAACUGCAAGGCCGCCUACCUCGGGCUGCACCUGGCGGCCGGCUCGUCCGCCUACGUCGACAACUUCUGGUCGUGGGUCGCCGACCACGCCGUCGACGACAGCGGCAAGGGCACCCGCGCGGCCGUCAAGGGCGGCGUGCUCGUCGAGUCCGCCGCCGGCACCUGGCUCGCCGGCCUCGGCUCCGAGCACAACUGGCUCUACCAGGUCUCCUACCGCGACGCCGCCAACGUCCUCGUCGGCAUGCUCCAGAGCGAGACCAGCUACAACCAGGCCACCCACGGCGCCCCCGUCAACCCGCAGCCCUACUCGACCCUCGCCGCCUCCGACCCGGACUUUUCCUGGUGCGGAGGGGGGGACGGCACCUGCCGCAUGAGCCUCGGCCAGUUCUACUCGGGCAAGAACACGGCGGUGCACCACUACGCGGCGGGAAGCUGGAACUUCAAGUCGCUGACGGGCGUCGACCAGGGCAUCAUGAACGUCAUCCGCGACGCGGUCGGCGACGCCCACCUGCACGGCUUCUGCGCGGGGCCCAACGUCAAGGAGAUUAUGCGCCUGCCCAACGGCAGCCAGUUCGGCAACGGAGGGAACGAUGGGUACGGCGGUUCUUGGGAGACCUUGGUCGCCGACAUUGCCAGCCAGUCCUGA